Symbiodinium necroappetens is the source of this 1857-nucleotide messenger RNA. The record is from the annotation of a GenBank genome assembly. Lineage: Eukaryota; Dinophyceae; Suessiales; Symbiodiniaceae.
AUGCGGCCCCAUCCGCCAGAAGAUGAGCAGCCCUGCGAGUUCUCGGCAGCUGUUCCGGACGAGCGUGUGCCUGCAUUAGAUGAUGCUGUGCCGCAUGCUGAAGUCAAUUUUCCCGCUUCCUCGCUCGUGCAGCCCUGCACAGUGACAGAGGAAGCGGAUCCACACAGGAUCUCUGUUAUGGCCAGCGAGGAGUCGUCGGCUGAUGGUCGCAACAGCCAUGAAAGCAGUGAGGGUGAGCAUUCCUCUACGUCUUCCGAGAAGGAUGUCCAGGCCAAUCUCGGUGCCGAGGCGGGCGAAGUAUAUUUGGCCCAACUGAUUGCCAGAAUGGCGGCGUUUUGCCCAGACAUUAUCCAGGCGGUCCAUGCUUACCAGGCCGUGAAGAGAUUCGGCCACAUUUUUCGGGCUCAGAAAGGAGCAUCAGCAUCGCAUCGCCGUGUUAGCUUCGAGACCACGAAGAUAGACCAGUUUUGGAGUCACAGUUGGCACGGCCCGAAGUGGAACAAAGCUAUGACGGCUGUAUAUGUGAACAAUGGCAUGAUGGCAGCACUGGUGGCGGCCCCAGUUUCGUUUCUAGUGAUGUUUCUUCAUGCCUUUCGGAUCCUGCCAACUCUUCAGCUUGUCAGAGGCAUACGAUUUUAUCCAAGCCAUUCGUACUGGGUCAAAGUCCUUUGCUUGGUGUUGUACUUUGUGGCUUUGUUCUUCUGGAUGCCGCGGCAGAAGAUAUUCCUGGAUGUCUUGUGCAUCGAUCAGGGCAGCGCGAGACGCAAGGCACUCGGGCUGGCAAGCAUGGGUGCAUUUCUGAGGGCCUCCGAUUCUCUUGUGAUCUUGUGGGAUCCAUCGUGGAGCCGCCGGCUCUGGUGUGUCUUUGAGCUGGCUGCAUUUUUGCAUAGUCGUCAGGUCGAUGGGAGACAGGUGAAGCUGACCAUCAGGCCAACCUUGUUGGGCCCUUGCUUCAUCUCGUUGCCGAUCGCUUUAUCGUUUGUGAUGCUUGCGAUGAGCUUCAUCCCCGACGAAAACGUGUUUCCAGGGGCCGAUCCAGACCGCCUGCGGUAUUUCAUUCUGUGGCCGUCAAUCGGGCUGUCUAUUUUCAUCGGCUUCUUCUUCAGCAUCAUCAAGUUGCGAGCAUACUUUCGUUAUGUGCAGGCGCUGGAGCAAGAUAUCGGCAAGUUUGUCGUGAACGACGGUAUGUCACACUGCUGCAGUGUGGGUCAUGUAUCUGCUGCUGGAACCCAGAUGGUCUGCGAUCGCCGAGUCAUUUUGCAGUGCAUCACAACUUGGUUCGGCAGUGUCGAGCAGUUCGAAUCACACGUGCGGACCGAUGUUCUGCAAUGUCUUCAAGACCAGCUAUCCAGGGAGGUUUUCACAUACAAGCAGAUCGCGGUCUCAGCUCUUCCCAUGCUCUGGCAUUACAUGGACUCAGCCGCGACUAUGCACUACCAUUACAUUGGAAUUGGCGACAGGCCCCUUUUCGGAGCUAUCCGCGAGUUCGUCAGAGGUCUUGGCUGGACCUUUGGCGUGGUGCCUGUGGUAGUUUUGGCCACGGUCAGACUGUCAUACCUGCUGCAACGCCGACGCACCUUUGUCGUUUGCGACAUAAUGGUCAACCUCUCCAUCAUGGCAAUCACCUUCCUCUUCGUGGUUGCAGCUCUGAUGUCUGAGCAGUGGUUCUGGACCAUGAACUUGGAGGGUUUGGAGCCAGGGCAAUUAAGCCCAUAUGAGCUCCUUCCUGGUUCAGCACUCUUCAGCAUUGUGAUGCUCUCCAUUGCUCUGACACAAAUCACGAUUAGGUACGUAGCUAGAUGCUCGAAGUGCACAUUCCGAAGGAAGGCACCAGUCGGGCACGCUCUCAACGAUUAA